UCGUCUGCCUGUGGCUAUGAGGUUCAGCUAAAUGACGCUUCUUUAGUGCGGAAAGGCUGCAGAGAUAACAGAGACGGCAGUGUUCUCUGAAUGGCUGACAACCACACAUCAGGAGCCGACAAGAAGGACUCUAAUGGUUCUUUAUUGGAUCCUAAGAUUUAUGGGCCUGAUGAAUGUAAAGAAGAGGAGUCGGGAGACCGAAACCUAUGGCCGAGAUCCCUGGCUCAAAAAUGGAUCGUGAUGCUGUUUAUGGGCACCUGCUUCCUCUAUUGUGCGCGGAUGGCCAUGCCUGUCUGCGCCAUCUCAAUGGCUGCUACGUUUCAUUGGAGUAAAAUCGAUUCUGGGGUGGUUUUGGGUGGAUUCUUCUGGGGUUACUGUCUCACACAGAUCCUGGGAGGACACGCGAGUGACAGAGUGGGAGGAGAGCGUGUCCUGUUCUUCUCUGCAUCAUCAUGGGCUCUGAUCACAGCUGGCACUCCUCUGCUGGCCCAUCUUGGCUCUCACACCCUGGCUCUCAUGACUGUGGCCAGGUUUCUCAUGGGGAUAUUACAAGGUGUUUUUUUCCCAUCUUUGGCCAGCUUGUGCUCACAGCGUGUAGUGGAAGGGGAGAGAGGGUUUUUAAUGAGUACAUUGCAAAGCGGUACACAUCUUGGAACAUUGUUAGCGGGUGGGUUGGGGACCCUGAUGCUCGACAGCUAUGGCUGGGAAAGCAUGUUCUACAGUAUCGGUUUCCUGUCCGGACUCUGGGCUCUCAUUGUUUGGUGGUGUUUACUAAAAGGUGAACUUACCCCCAAGAUGAUGGAAACAAAGAAGAACUCAGAGUGGAGUCUGUCGAGAAUACCCUGGCUGACCCUUUUUAAGAAGCCGCCUGUCUGGGCCAUGGUGUUUGCUCACAUGUGUAUGUGCAGCACAUCCUACACACUGUUAUCAUGGCUGCCAACAUACUUCAAAGAAUCAUUUCCUCAUGCCACGGGAUGGGUCUAUAAUGUUGUUCCAUGGCUAACUGCAAUCCCAUCAGCACUUGUUGGAGGAUACGUUUCAGAUUUCCUCAUUAACCGAGGAUAUGGUGUAGCAUCUGUGAGAAAGAUAAUGCAGUUUAUUGCCAUGGGAGUAUCAAGCAUGUUUAUUUUACCUCUCUCUGGAGUUGUCACAUUUCCUGCAGCUGUGACUUACAUUUGUGCUGCUGUGGGUCUCACCACCUUCACCAGCGGUGGUGUUUCUGUGAAUGUACAAGAUCUGACACCAUCGUGUGCAGGUGCCCUGUUUGGUUUUAUGAAUAUGAUGGGCUCUUUUAUGGGGGUGGUGCUGGUGUCCUUAUCAGGAUACCUGAUUGAAGUCACACAGUCAUGGUCUGUGGUCUUUGCCCUCAUCACUUUAGUAAAUGCCACGGGUCUCGGUGUCUUCCUCAUCUUUGGAGGUGCUCGCCGUGUGGACCUAGUGGAGUAUUCCAGGAUUAUUGAGAUAUGACCCAGAGUAAUUUAUGAUUAUUACAUUUUUCAGAACAUGUUAGUCUUUAUUUAUUUAUUUAUUGAUGAAUCAGGUAAUACACAAUACAUCGCACAAAAAUAUUUGUCUGUAUGUAUGUUUGGCCAUGUUUAAAGUUCUACUUUUGGAUAGUUGCAGUGCAGCCUUUGAAUGGUCAGCACGUGUCCUUAGUUAUUGUGCAGUCCCCCCCCCCCCAAUUUUGUGUGCAUACCAGUUGAAAACUUUACGUCUAUUAGACAAAAUAAUUUUAGCCACUCUUACCAAAUAAUAUAUUAUAUUAUAUUAUAUUAUUAUUAAGCAGCAGAUUUAGUGUAUUAGAAAGUAGAGCAUCAGGAGGGUAUGUCAUAAUUUGUCACAAUAACCUGUCAGGUUAUUUAAACUUUUCUGAGAGGCAGCUGGACUCCUGGGCUGCUUUCAGGCUUUAAUAGAAAAUUUAAUAUGUGAUGGGAGACUUCGGCCAAUCACAGAUCUUUUCAGAACAGGUAACAAAAAAGUGUAUAUAAAAACAGGUAGAGUAUGCAUCAGAUGAAGGACUUUUACCUGGAAGAUCAGGGUUCAGGAUCAGGGUCUUGUCUAGUGGGAGGAGCUUACAGGAGGAGCUUCAGGUUAUCUGUAAUUCCUUUGUUUUGUUUUGUAUAAAUGUUGCAUACUUUAGUUUUAACAAGCAAUGAAGACCUCAUGUUAAACUUUAGCAGGACUAAUAAAAUGACUCUUUUAUAUGUAUUUAUAAUGACAUUAUAAAAAUCUUUAUUCAGGUGUUUUCAAUGGUGCUGUAAAGUUUGGGUUGUAAAAGUGUUUUAAAUGUUUAUACUUGAUCUGUGCAGUUGUUGAUAUUUAACAUCUACAAAAAAGUGUUUUGUUUUGUGGGUGUUUUUCCUGUUAGUUUCUAUUUAAAAUUUGGUUUUAUUUAAAACAUAAUAGUGGCUUUUUACUUUUGGUUUACAAUAUUAUGUGUUAAGUGGAUUCAGCUGAUUUUAAUAAUGUGUCAUUUGGUUUGUAAAAAUGUUGCAGUACCUUUUUGAAAGCAUAUGCUUGUAUAUGAGACAUGAACUUUUUAUCUUGUAAAAAAAAAGUGACAUGAAAAAUAUUUUUUUAAUGUGUGAGGCUUAUAUUGGUAAAGGUGCACAACAAAAGUCCAC
Messenger RNA from Oreochromis niloticus (Nile tilapia), 2624 nucleotides. Its product is annotated as solute carrier family 17 member 9-like. Gene Ontology annotation, molecular function: transmembrane transporter activity. Gene Ontology annotation, cellular component: membrane. Gene Ontology annotation, biological process: transmembrane transport; ATP transport. The transcript is spliced from 13 exons. The record is from RefSeq and is a predicted model, not a curated record. Lineage: Eukaryota; Metazoa; Chordata; Actinopteri; Cichliformes; Cichlidae. The coding region runs from base 91 to 1467 and encodes 458 amino acids.